Messenger RNA from Caenorhabditis auriculariae, 485 nucleotides. The record is from the annotation of a GenBank genome assembly. Lineage: Eukaryota; Metazoa; Nematoda; Chromadorea; Rhabditida; Rhabditidae.
AUGAACCCCCGAUUCUUCCCGAAGAAGUCAAGUACGCCAUCAGGAAGCUGAAGGUCGGAACGGCCGCAGGACCCGACAACAUCUCAUCCGAACUGCUGAAGGCUGGAGGAGACUCGCUGUACCGACUACUUGCCCGGCACUUCUCCAAGUACCUGAGCGAAGCCUCUAUUCCUGAACAAUGGAAAACGUCCAAGACGAUCCUCAUUCCGAAGAAGGACCUCACCGACCUGAACAACUUCAGACCGAUCUCCCUAUUAUCGGUCGUCUACAAGUUGUUCACCAAGGUCAUCGUCAACAGACUAGAGAAGCAACUCGACAACUUCCAACCGCCUUCGCAGGCUGGCUUCCGACGCAACUACUCUUGUCCCUUGUUUACAAGAAAAAAUUUUGAUUGGUUCUCAGGGAUUGAAAUAUAUCAUUCAACCCGUCUCAAGGUGCUCUAUCGUUUGAUAACGUUUUAUUCCGAUUUAUUGGAAAAGCUCUGA